AUGACCUCCACUCGGAACAAGUUCCUCCUGGCGCUUGUGGCCCUCGUGCUGCUCGCCACCUACGCUGCUGCGGUGAAGGGCGACUGCACUGUCGAGAACUGCGCGACGUGCCUUGAAGAGGACGCCACCAAGUGCGCGGAGUGCAAACCUGGCUACAAGCCGACCGACGCAAGCACGUGCGAAGCGAUCUCCUGCGAUGUCCCGAACUGCGCGACGUGCGCUGCUGGGACACCACCCAGUGCGCGGAGUGCAAAACCUGGCUACAAGCCGACCGCCGGAGGGCUGUGCGAGCCAAUACCGCCCUCCUCCUGCUAUGUGGAGCACUGCAGGGAGUGUCAGGGGUGGAGCCCCUACCAUUGUGGGUCAUGUGAGCCUUACUACCUUGUGGCCCCCGAUGGCCGCUGUGAGGAGAUGGUGUUCCCCCCCUGCAAUGUCGAGUAUUGCGAAAGCUGCCUAAAAGAUAACGAGAACUACUGCAGAAUCUGCGAACCGCGCUCCGUGCCGAAAGGCGAAGGGCAGUGCUGGAAACCUGUGGACCCCCUCUGCAAUGCCAAGAACUGUGCGCUCUGCCAUUCGUGGAACACUGAUGCCUGCAAGAACUGCAACCCUGGCCACAAGCUGAUCUACCCAUACACGUGUGAGGCGGUCCCCUGCAAUGUCGAGAACUGCGCGACGUGCGCUGAUAGGAGCAUAAUCAGGUGUGCACAGUGCAACCCUGGCUACAAGCUGACACCCGCAGACGGCUGUGAGGCGAUCCCCUGCGAUGUUGAGAACUGCGUGACGUGCGCUGAUGGGGACGCCGCCAAGUGCGCGGAGUGCAACCCUGGCUACAAGCUGACACCCGCAAGAGGGUGCAAGGAGCACCCCUGCGAUGUCGCGAACUGCGAGACGUGCGCUGAGGGGGACGCCGCCAAGUGCGGGGAGUGCAACAACGGCUACAGGCCGACCGCCGGAGGGCUGUGCGAGCCAAUACCGCCCUCCUCCUGCUAUGUGGAGCACUGCAGGGAGUGUCAGGGGUGGAGCCCCUACCAGUGUGGGUCAUGUGAGCCUUACUACCUUGUGGCCCCCGAUGGCCGCUGUGAGGAGAUGGUGUUCCCCCCCUGCAAUGUCGAGUACUGUGAAAGCUGCCUAAAAGAUAACGAGAACUACUGCAGUGUCUGCGAACCGGGCUCCGUGCCGAUUGGCGAAGGGCAGUGCUCGAAACCUGUGGACCCCCUCUGCAAUGCCAAGAACUGUGCGCUCUGCCACUGGUGGAGCACUGAUGCCUGCAAGAACUGCAACCCUGGCCACAAGCUGAUCUACCCAUACACGUGUGAGGCGGUCCCCUGCGAUGUCGCGAACUGCGCGACGUGCGCUGAUAGGAGCAUCAUCAGGUGUGCACAGUGCAACCCUGGCUACAAGCUGACACCCGCAGACGGCUGUGAGGCGAUCCCCUGCGAUGUCGAGAACUGCGCGACGUGCCUUGAAGAGGACGCCACCAAGUGCGCGGAGUGCAAACCUGGCUACAAGCGGACCGACGCAGGCCAGUGCGAGGCGAUCUCCUGCGAUGUCCCGAACUGCGCGACGUGCCUUGAAGAGGACGCCACCCAGUGCAAGGACUGCAACGCCGGCUACAAGGUGACCGACGCAGGCACGUGCGAAGCGGCAUCGGACGCCGCUGCGGCCCCGCACUCUGGCGUUGCCGCGGUGGCAGCACUGGCGGCUGCUGUGGUGGCCUACGCGCUGUGA
Leishmania braziliensis MHOM/BR/75/M2904 is the source of this 1728-nucleotide messenger RNA. Its product is annotated as surface antigen-like protein. The transcript has a single exon. Bases 1 to 1728 code for a protein of 575 amino acids. The record is from RefSeq and is a predicted model, not a curated record. NCBI's taxonomy places the organism in Eukaryota, Euglenozoa, Kinetoplastea, Trypanosomatida, Trypanosomatidae.